AUGGGGGCAUUUCUGGACAAACCCAAAACUGAGAAACACAAUGCUCAUGGGGCAGGAAAUGGAUUGCGCUAUGGACUCAGCAGUAUGCAAGGCUGGCGAGUGGAGAUGGAGGAUGCUCACACCGCUGUGGUGGGUAUCCCUCAUGGUUUGGAAGACUGGUCCUUCUUUGCCGUUUACGAUGGCCAUGCAGGGUCCCGCGUUGCAAAUUACUGUUCUACGCACUUACUAGAGCAUAUCACAGACAAUGAAGACUUCAGGGCAGCAGAGACUCCAGGAUCUUCUUUGGAACCUUCUGUAGAAAAUGUAAAAAAUGGUAUUCGAACUGGAUUUUUUAAAAAUCGACGAGUACAUGCGCAACUUUGCUGACUUGAGGAAUGGUAUGGACCGAAGUGGCUCUACAGCUGUUGCAGUCCUUAUUUCACCGAGCCAUAUGUAUUUCAUCAACUGUGGAGAUUCUAGGUCUGUUUUGUUUAGGAGUGGACAGGUUUGCUUUUCUACACAGGAUCACAAGCCCUGCAAUCCCAAGGAAAAGGAGAGGAUCCAAAACGCAGGAGGAAGCGUCAUGAUUCAGCGUGUCAACGGCUCAUUAGCGGUUUCUCGCGCUCUCGGGGACUAUGACUACAAGUGUGUUGAUGGCAAAGGCCCUACCGAGCAGCUUGUGUCUCCAGAGCCUGAGGUCUACGAAAUUGUUCGGUCAGACGAGGAUGAAUUUAUAAUACUAGCUUGUGAUGGUAUUUGGGAUGUCAUGAGCAAUGAGGAGCUUUGUGAAUUUGUCAAGUAUAGGCUGGAGAUAACAGAUGACCUUGAGAGAGUGUGUAAUUCUGUAGUGGACACCUGUUUACAUAAGGGAAGCCGUGAUAAUAUGAGCAUUGUACUGGUUUGUUUUCAAAACGCCCCCAAGGUGUCGGAAGAAGCCAUCAAGAAAGAUGCUGAGCUGGAUAAACAUUUAGAAUCAAGAAUUGAAGAAAUCAUGACAACUGCUGGGGAGGAAGGAAUGCCAGAUCUCGCUCAUGUAAUGCGCAUCCUGUCAGCAGAGAAUAUCCCAAAUUUACCACCUGGAGGUGGAUUAGCUGGAAAACGCAGUGUUAUCGAAGAUGUUUAUAAUAGGUUGAAUCCACAUAGAGACAAUGAUGGGGUA
Molecule: messenger RNA, 1138 nt
Organism: Staurois parvus
Lineage: Eukaryota; Metazoa; Chordata; Amphibia; Anura; Ranidae
Source: the annotation of a GenBank genome assembly